GGGUCGUGUCGGGGAAGCAGCCUCCUCUCUCCGCCUCCGCUCGGCGAGGUUUCCCGGCUUCCUAAAGUGUCGCUUGAGAACCUGAAGUGGUCUGGAAUGAUGCUGUGGCCGAAUCCUCAGCCGUUUCUCCCCCUUUGCGAUGGAGUGGGACUGAGUCAGGUAAGCAGGAGGAUUCCUGGGAGAGGAGGACGGGGCCUGCCGGGGUGCCUUUGGUUCCAGGAUUAAUGGCCAAAUAUCUGUUUAAACAGACAAGAUUUAAGGCGUUUCCUUAGAAGUGAAAUACUGAAGGCACAAUUACAAGGAAGGGAAAAAAUGAAGAGAAAACUAAAGAAACCAGAAUGGAUGUUCAAAGAACUUUCAACGGAGCUAAGAUUUAAAAGGGACAUGUACAUGAAAUGGAAAGGGGAGGAUCACCAAAGAAUGUAAACGACUAAACAGCAUAAGCAUAAGUAGCAGAUCAUGAAGAAGGCCAUCUGGAAUCACUUAGAAAAAAUGCUGUAAUCACUGAAGGGCAAGAUGGGUUUCUCCAAAACAAGUCAUGCCAGACUAAUCUGUUUUUCAGUAGAGUUCCAAGCUUGGUAGAUGAAGGAAAUGCAGUGGGUGUAGCACAUCUUGCUUUCAGUAAGACCUUUGGAAAGGCCUCUCCUGGUUUUAUAAACAACUAGUAAAAAGUGGGCUGGAUAAUACUCCUGUUCAGUGGAUUUGUAAUGGUUUGAGUGACAACGGGUGGAGUGGGCCCAGUACUGCUCAACAUGCGUAUCUUAUUUUCAGAUGACAAAAAAUUAGCAAGCAUAGCUGACAGUCUAGAAGAUAGGAUCACAAUUCAAAAUGGCCUGAACAUGUUAGAGAGCUGGGCCAAAACUAACCCAAUUAAUGUCAACAAGAAUAUAUGUAGAGAAGUACACUUAGGCAGGAGAAAAAUGCCAUGCACAGGUACAGGAGGGGCAACACCUGACUUGACAAUCAUUCAUAUGAUGGGAUCUUGGAGUGUUAGAGGACUGCAAGUGGAACAUGAGCCAACAAUGUGAUGCAGCAGCUGAAAAGACAAUGGGAUUUUGGGCUGCAUCCCAAGGAAUAUUGUGUCUAGAUUCAGGGAAGUCAUGGCGACCUUCUUUCUGCUUUGGGGAGACCUCACCUGAAAUUACACUGUGUCCAGUUGUGGGCAUCACAAUAAAAUGGGGAACAUACCCUGAUUCCAUUUCUGAUUCUAUAUAUCAAUUAAGAAAUGGUUCUGACUGUGACCAACCCGUCGUCUCUACAAAGCUUACCUUUGUGGCAUGGAGGCCUUCGCCCUUUCCCUUUCAAGCAACCAGCAGGAAUGUAAGUUUACUUUAAAUUAUUUCUUGUCAUCAUUUUUCUUGAUAUCUCUCACGUGAGGAGGGAAUCUUUUCUUCUUCCGCCAGGGCCCAAUCGCCUUUGAGGACGUGGCUGUGGAUUUCUCCCUGGAGGAGUGGGUUCUCCUGAAUCCGGACCAGAAAGCCUUGCACAAGCAGGUCAUGGAGGAGAUGAAUGGGAUUGUGGACUCUCUCGUAGAUAACGGGGAAAAGAGCCAUGUAUGCACCAAAUACAGGAAACAUUUUGGACACAACUGGGGCCUUCGUCAACAGCAGCAAGCCCACAGAGAAGAUGGAGGUUCUGCCAAAGAAAGGCCUGACAAAUGCAGUGUGUGUGGGAGGUGUUUUACCCAAAAUAUGGCACUUGUGCUUCACAAGACACUCGAUGUUGGGAAAAGCCAUCUUAAAGGGAAAGUAUCUGCAAAAUGUGUGGUGAAACACAAAAAAUUUCACACAGGUCAGGAACCAUACAGAUGCCAAGAGUGUGGGAAGUGUUUUGCUUCCAGUUCAGCCUUGUUGAGCCACAAAAGACUCCACACAGGAGAGAAGCCAUACCAGUGCCAGGAGUGUGGGAAAUGUUUUGCUGACAGUUCAGCCUUGGUGAGCCACAAAAGACUCCACACAGGAGAGAAGCCAUACAAAUGCCAGGAGUGUGGGAAAUGUUUUGCUUCCAGUUCAAACUUGGUGAGCCACAAAAGACUCCACACAGGAGAGAAGCCAUACAAAUGCCAGGCGUGUGGGAAAUGUUUUGCUUCCAGUUCAGCCUUGGUGAGCCACAAAAGACUCCACACAGGAGAGAAGCCAUACAAAUGCCAGGAGUGUGGGAAAUGUUUUGCUUCCAGUUCAAACUUGGUGAGCCACAAAAGACUCCACACAGGAGAGAAGCCAUACAAAUGCCAGGCGUGUGGGAAAUGUUUUGCUUCCAGUUCAAACUUGGUGAGCCACAAAAGACUCCACACAGGAGAGAAGCCAUACAAAUGCCAGGCGUGUGGGAAAUGUUUUGCUUCCAGUUCAGCCUUGGUGAGCCACAAAAGACUCCACACAGGAGAGAAGCCAUACCAAUGCCAGGAGUGUGGGAAAUGUUUUACCGACAGUUCAGCCUUGUUGAACCAGGAGUGUAGGAAAUGUUUUGCUGACAGUUCAACCUUGGUGAAACACAAAAGACUCCACACAGUAGGGAAGCCAUACCAGUGCCAAGAGUGUGGGAAAUGUUUUGCUUCCAUUUCAGACUUGGUGAGGCACAAAAGAAGCCACACAGGAGAGAAGCCUUACAAAUGCCAUGAAUGUGGAAAAUGUUUUACUCGGACUUCAUCCCUUAACCAGCACCAGAGAACACAUACAGGCUAAAAAACAGCCACUGUGUGUAAAUGUCUGAUUUCAAACAGGACCCUUUGAGAAGUUCUGCGUCAGAUUUGGUGGAGUCCCCGUUCUUGUUAUUUGAACCUGUAAGUUGGAGGUCCUGUUCUCUGGAGCAGCAGAAAGCAAGCUCUGUGUGACAGUGUACAGAUGUGUGAGGGAAGAAUCUUUUUGAUCCCACCACACACACAGAUACCACCAAUUAUAAAGAUGUCUUAUGGAUGAUGAUUUUAAUUAAUUAUUUAUUUAAUUAUCUUCUUCGCUGCCACCAAUGGAGGAGAUGUCGGCAGAUGGCACUGGUUCUUUUUAUACCUUCUUUGUUUAUUUUACCUCAGAUGUUGAUAUUGCUUAACUUGGUAUAUAAUUGUGACAGAGACUUAGAUGGAAUUAAAUCAAAACAAGUUUAUUGCUUGAACAGAGCUUGAUGGUUUCUUAUAACUUUUUAAAGGCACUUAGCUUAAUGGUUACAAACAGAUAUGAGGUGUUCAAACUUUCAAAAUACUUCUUCCUCUCAGCUAAACUAAAACCUGAUCCUCCUGGAUCUACUGGGAUUAACUUUUCCCUAAUCCACAGCCUCUGUAAAUGACCCUAAACAAGUCCCCUAACUUGCUUAGUCUGGCCUAAUAGAGGUCUGUCCUUCUGGUUCCCUUCAGUCUUGAAACCAGACUGCUCCCUGUGAUUUAAAAUCACAGACUGUCCUUUUAUUUUAGACCUGACUCAAAUUCUUUUAUUUGAGUCACCCUGAUCCUCCACAUGAGAAUCAGUCUUCUUCCUGUGACUAAAAAUCACAGACUGAAACUGGGUUUUAAAACAUUCCCCUUUUCCUUUCCAAAUGGCGGUUGGCUCCGCCCCCGUUGUCAUAGCAGCCGGUUCUUCAAUGCUGGUAUUAACAGCUCUAAUACUCACCAUUUUAAAUUAACUAAACCUGACUGUUUAAACAAAUCAAAUAAACAUGUCAUCAUUAAACAAAAUAAAAUCAUACACUUCUUUACAGACAGUCCUUCAGAGCACUGGUCCUCAACCUGUGAGUCCCCAGAUGUUUUGGCCUUCAACUCCCAUAAAUCCUAAUAGCUGGUAAACUGGCUGGGAUUUCUGGGAGUUGUAGGCCAAAACACCUGGGGACCCACAGGUUGAGGACCACUGCUUCAGAGUGUUAAAUAUGAUUGUCUUGUCACCUCGUCUGAAAAGAAAUAAACCAUAUGUAAUUCCAUCAGUUGUUCCUUUGGUCUUAGUUUCCAGCUCCAUUUCCACCUUGGUUGCAAAUGUCCAGUUUUGAACGUUGUUUCCCUACAGAAACAUCCUCUGUUUUCCUCUUUAGUCGGGAGUGGUUAGCUUGAGAAAACUACAACUGGUGCUGAUGCUGAUCAGGACAGAGAUAAGAAGGCUAAAGCCAUAAUCAUAUUGUGCCUUCAACCCAAUCAGCUGGUGCAUGUGAGAAACAAAGUUUCCGCUAACGAAGUGUGGGAUUCUCUUAAAGCGGUGCAUCAGAGGGAAUCCUGUAUUUCACAGCUGAUAUGGACUAAGAGACUGUACAAUACUAAGCUAAAGAAGAGCCAGGAUGUUAAGCGGCACCUAGAUUUGAUGAAGCAGCUUUUUGUUGAAGCAGAGGUGUGUGGAGUUGAAUUUUCAGAGGCUCAGAAAUGCUUUGUACUACUGGCAAGUCUAUCAGAUGAGUGGGACUAUCUGAUCCAGUCGUUCCAAAGUUUGAGGGUCCAGGAUUUGUCACUGGACUUGGGUUGUUGUAAAGUCCUCGAGGAGCUGGACAAACAAAAGUUUGAAAAGUCCCAGAAGCAAGAGCAGCCCGAGUAUGUCCAGGAGGGGCGCAAGAGAUGGACUUCCAACCAGAUGGUGAUGGUGACAACCAAGAGACAUCUGUGUAUGGAGUCAAAACAAAGAAUGUUAUUCCUGUGGCCGAGGAGGCCAUAUCGCCAGGAAUUGUCCAGGUGCCAAGAAGAGGCCUUUCAGAGGGAGAUAUUAUUGUGGGAAAGGCGGAGGUGCAAAAUCAACAGCAUCUGCUGCCCAUGCUUUCAUGGCUGCCAGUGAUCCUGUUCAAGGGGAGAACAAGUGGUUCCUGGACUCUGGAGCAACUCAUCACAUUGUAAUAGAUCCAAAGAUGUGGAAGAACCUGAAGGAUACAACGGGUACAACUGUGACUUUGGCAGAUGGGACUGUGAGAACCAUCAAUAAGUGUGGGACUGCAUAUAUUUCUUGUUUGGGAGUUAAUUGGGAAUAUGUAAUUUGUGUUCCAGAUCUUAAGACCAAUUGGUUGAGUGUCGCAACAUUGACAGAAUGUGAUUAUGAUGUUUUAAAUGUUUUUAGUUUUUAAUGCCUUUUGUAUUAUAUUGCUGAUGUGAUGGCACUGUGUUGCCAAUUUGUAAGCCGCACUGAGUCCCCCAGGGGAGAAGGGCGGGGUAGAAAUACCGGAAAUAAAUAAAUAAAUAAAUAAAUUAUAAAGUUGUCUUUAAAGGAAUUUAUUGCUUUGUUUUGAAAAAAGGAAAAAUUGUGUGAAAAGGAGUUAAAAGAAACAAAUUGUUUCAAAUGAUUUGCAAAUUUGCAAAGAUGGUGCAGAGGUUUAUUAUGUAAAGAAACAAAUUGUGCAUGAUAGAUGCAUUCAUUAUCUGCACAGAGCAAUGGGACAUACUGAUGUCAAAGUGCUGAAUCAAAUGCUAAAUGUUUGCAUAGAUUUUGAAUGUGAGAAAUGUGACCAUCUGCUAGAUUGUGCAGUUUGUAAAGAGGUAAAGGUUAAACCAAUUCAGUUUUCAAAGAAAUCCAAAAUCAAAGUAGACAAAAUGUUUGAAAUUGUUCAUGUUCACCUGGCUGGACCAUUUAAUAAGAGUGAAGGAGGGUCUAGUUUUGCAUUGUUGCUGGUGGAAAGAUUAACCAGAUUUGCAUACAUUUAUUUUCUCAAGGAAAAAGGAAAAGAGAAUGGAGGUGUUGCGAUGAAAAAUUGCAUGAUGAAAGAUUCAGGUUGUUCUUCUAGAAUUUGGCCUGAAGCCCUGCACACGAGUAAUUUCAUUGUGAAUCGUUUGUGGAAUGAGUGUAUCAAAGAUUUUCCAUUUAAAAAGAUGUACAAUAAAGCUCCAAAUUUGAAGUAUGUAAAGGUUUUUGGUCAGUUUGCAAAUGUGCUCAUACCUGCUAGUCAAAGAACAAAAGGUGAGCCAAAGUGGCGCAGAUUGAGAUUUCUAGGAUUCUACAAAUAUAAGCUCAAGUUUCACAGCAGCCCAGGGAGAGUAAGAUACUCAAAAGUGGCAUAUUUUGAUAAGGAUGCAGGUUGGGAAAGACUGCACCUGAAUAAGGGGGUUCUAAAUGGUAGCUCAGAAGAAGCAGAAGUUCUGCGAAUGCAAAAGGUCAAAAACAGGUAGUUAAGGAGGAGAAGGUCUCCACUCCUGAGAAAGGAAAAGCACAAACACCACAAAAAGGACAGCAAACCACAAGGCUUCUGUUAAGAGAGAGAAAAAGCCAGUUUCAAACCUUCCGUUUUUGAGCAAGGUGAUUGAACGGACAGUGGCGGGACAGCUACAGCAAUUCUUAGAUGAGACUGUGGGCUUAGACCCCUUCCAAUCAGGCUUUCGUUCAGGUCAUGGGACAGAGACUGUCUUGGUAGCUAUUACUGACGAAAUUCGUCGUCAAUUAGACCGGGGCGGAUCAGCGCUAUUGGUACUCUUGGACCUUACAGCUGCAUUCGACACCGUGGGCCAUGACUUGCUGAUCCAUCGAUUGGCUAUGUCUGGUGUACGAGGUUUAGCUCUUCAAUGGUUCAAUUCAUUUCUCUGGGACCGGAGACAGAGGGUGGAGUGGUCAGGACAAAGCUCUGAGAGCUCCUGCCUUUGCUGUGGAGUUCCCCAGGGUGCUAUCCUUUUGCCCCUGUUAUUUAACAUGUACGUCCGACCACUUGCUGGACUCGUGCGGAGCUUUGGCCUAGAGUGCUACCAGUAUGCAGAUGAUACCCAGCUACUCUUGCGUCUCGAACCUGGGACAACCACGAUUCCUGAGAACUUUAAGCUGUGUUUGGAAGCAGUGAUGAGUUGGCUGCGAGCAAGUAGACUAAAAGUGAAUCCUGCGAAAACUGAGAUACUCUGGCCCGGCCAGACACCAGAGUUAACCCAGUCACUGCCUUAUUUCGAUGGGGAAGUUCUGGUUCCGUCUUGUGAUGCCUCAUGGGCCUUGUAGUCCUGUUCCUGGUACUAUCGUGGCAGAUGAAGAGGAAAACAUGGGGUUUUCGCCGGUUCAACAAGAGCUGGAGUCCCUUCACCUGCCGGAUGUUGAUGUUUGCCCUCAAGAAUUCAGUAAACCAGGCCUUGGGCAGUACUCCCCUCCGUUUCCCAGGAAGGAAUCUUAUUCUAGAGACAGAGGAGUUAGAGAAGCUAAUCGGAGAAGCUUAAGAAUCGCUGCCAAACAACUGGCUGAUUAGGUCUGCUUCCCUUGGGAAAUUCUAAGGAGUAAUGCAUCUGGACAGAGUGGGUUUCGCUUCUCGUUCUCUAGGGAAAGAGAUUGUUGGCGGGAAAACGAGACCCAAUAUAGGGGUUUGGCGCGAGAGAUUCUUUGCGGAGUCAAUUGAUCAGCUUCAGGAGAGAGAUCGUGUGUGGACUUCGUAACUCCAGUUCCUUGCUUCCCGGAUCAAGUUUUCGAGCCUUGCCUUGCCUUGCAGUUUAACCACGGACCCUGUUCCACGCUUCACGUUUUGCCUUGUUUCUAGUCACGGACCUAGUCAAGAAUCAAGUUUAUUUCCAGCCUUGUUGUCAAGCUUCAUUGGACUUCUAAGACUCUGACAUUUCCCCACACUAUUGCUUGGCAAGAGUGUGUGUUUCGGUCAAGUGGAUUAAAACUUUGAACUCUAAUAUCAUUUAUUGGACAAAACAUUUUUGGACUAUAUUUGACCUCUUUUGAAAGGUCUGUUUCUGAACUAUACUCUUCACUUGUUUUUAUUGCUUUUAUAUAUUUCUUUAAUAAAGAUAUUAGAUAGAGA
Messenger RNA from Anolis carolinensis (green anole), 7656 nucleotides. Its product is annotated as zinc finger protein 239-like. The transcript is spliced from 3 exons. Gene Ontology annotation, molecular function: RNA polymerase II cis-regulatory region sequence-specific DNA binding; DNA-binding transcription factor activity, RNA polymerase II-specific. Gene Ontology annotation, biological process: regulation of transcription by RNA polymerase II. Lineage: Eukaryota; Metazoa; Chordata; Lepidosauria; Squamata; Anolidae. Bases 1497 to 2681 code for a protein of 394 amino acids. The record is from RefSeq and is a predicted model, not a curated record.